AUGGGGCGCUCUUUGACUCGGACAACAUUGGCACUCCUCGCCGCGGCCCCCGGGGCGCUGGCUGCGGACCCGGCUGGGUUGUGGACGCAGUGCGGUGGUAAUGGAUACACGGGGUCGACCGAAUGCGUUUCUGGGGCUUAUUGCAUGGCGUACAACGACUGGUACCACCAGUGUGUCCCAGGACAGGCCUCGACCACCCCUGCCCCAUCCAGCACCCUCGCGACCUCGACCCGCACGAGCUCGACCACGAGCGCGGCCGCCAGCACCAGCAGCCCCGCAUCUGAUGACUGCUCCGUUCAGUUCCUCAUCACCUUCGGCGACUCCUACUCUCAGACGGGCUUCGACGUCGGGUCCACCAAGCCCUCCACGAGCAACCCGCUCGGCAACCCCCCGCUGCCCGGGUGGACCGCUAGCGGUGGCCUGAACUGGGUCGGCUUCCUGGCCUCGGAGUACAACAGGUCCACUCUCCUGUCCUACAACUUCGCCUACGGCGGUGCCACCACCAACGCCACCAUUGUGCCGCCCUACGAGCCAACUGUGCUCAGCUUCGUCGACCAGGUUGCCCAGUUCAGCGACAGCAUUGCCAGCAAGCCCAGCUAUGCGCCCUGGGGCGACAACGCCUUGUUCGGAGUCUGGAUUGGCGUCAACGACGUGGGCAACGCGUGGUGGAAGGAGGACUAUGACCAGGUCGUCGAGCAGAUCAUGGCCACCUACUUCGGACAGCUGCAGAUUUUGUACGAUGCCGGCGCAAGGAACUUUGCGUUGCUUACCGUGCCGCCCAUCCACCGGACCCCGGCGGUGCUCGAAGGAUCGGACGAGUCCCAGCAGGAGGCCGAGGCGGUUUCCAUUGCCAGGUACAACGAUGCUCUUGCUGCUGGACUGGCCGCGUUCGAGGCUAAGAACACGGGUAUCACGUCUAAGAUCGUGGACACGACUGCCCCGUUCAACACUGCGCUCGACAACCCUACCGACUACGGCUCUCCCGACGCCACGUGCUUCAACGAGAACGGCAAGUCAUGCUUGUGGUUCAAUGACUAUCACCCUGGUUAUGAGAUCAACAAGCUUGUCGCGGAGGCUGUUGCGGAUGCCUGGAAGGGGAGCUACUUCUAG
Chaetomium fimeti is the source of this 1110-nucleotide messenger RNA. RefSeq lists its product as uncharacterized. Gene Ontology annotation, molecular function: hydrolase activity, acting on ester bonds; cellulose binding. The coding region runs from base 1 to 1110 and encodes 369 amino acids. The record is from RefSeq and is a predicted model, not a curated record. Gene Ontology annotation, biological process: carbohydrate metabolic process. NCBI's taxonomy places the organism in Eukaryota, Fungi, Ascomycota, Sordariomycetes, Sordariales, Chaetomiaceae. Gene Ontology annotation, cellular component: extracellular region. The transcript has 3 exons.